GGCCCGGUGUAAAACCUGUCUCGUCUUCCUUCAAGUAUUUCGUUCAGAGUUUCUUUACAAAUUAAUGGAAACAGGUCCUGUUCUCUUCUUCCGAGUCUCAGAAUCCGAGAAUCCAUUCUUAUAUUAGUCAAGAAGAAGGAGUUUUUGGAAGUUAGCAUGGACGACGCGAGGGGAGUAAAUCAAAGCAAAGGCUCAAUGAUUGCAACAGAUGGUGAUGAAGUCACUGCAGAUGAUGUGAAAAAGAGAUCCAGAGAACAGAGAGAACCUCUGGAGGGGGAGCCUAGAUGUGUUAUAUGUGGUCGGUACGGUGAGUAUAUAUGCAAUGAGACAGAUGAUGAUAUUUGCAGCAUGGAAUGCAAACAUACUAUACUGCGCAGGGUUGCCAAAACCCAGGUGUCAAUUUGCCACCCAGCACCAACAAGGCUACCUGCCACCGAUGAGUGCUUCUAUGUGAGGGAUUCUGACGAUAAAUCCUCUACAACUGAGCAGACUGAAGUUCUCAGAAGGAAACUUGAAAUUCAUGUUAAGGGGGGCUUAGUUCCACCACCCAUUUUGUCAUUCUCUUCCUGUAACCUUCCUCAGAGGCUCCUACAGAAUGUAGAGACCUUAGGAUAUGACAUACCCACACCUGUCCAGAUGCAAGUGAUCCCGGCAGCAUUGAAUCGUCAAAAUCUGCUUGUUUCAGCGGACACUGGCUCUGGCAAAACUGCUUCAUUUCUGGUUCCUGUUAUUUCUUCUUGUGCAAAUUAUCGCAUAGAGCACCCGACUAACCGGAAAAAGCUGAUAGCACUGGUUCUAACCCCAACCAGAGAGCUUUCCAUACAGGUUGAGGAACAAGCCAAGUUGUUGGGGAAGGGUUUGCCAUUCAAAACUGCACUAGUGGUCGGUGGUGAUGCCAUGCCUUCACAACUCUACCGCAUUCAGCAAGGAGUAGAGAUGGUAGUGGGAACUCCAGGCAGGAUUAUUGGUCUUUUAACAAAGCAUGACAUUGAGCUAGAUGAUGUAUCAGUAUUUGUUUUGGAUGAGGUGGACUGCAUGCUUCAAAGGGGAUUUCGUGAACAGGUCAUGCAAAUUUUUACAGCUCUCUCUCAACCCCAGGUCUUGAUGUUUUCUGCUACAAUUUCGCCAGAGGUGGAAAAGAUGGCCAGCUCUUUGGGCAAAGAUUUAAUAUCCAUUUCUGUUGGCAAGAGUAACAGGCCAAGUAAGUCUGUGAAGCAAGUGGCUAUCUGGGUUGAACCGAAACGUAAAAAGCAGAAGCUUUUUGACAUACUCACGAGUAAGCAACAUUUUAUGCCACCUGUUGUGGUAUUUGUGGCUUCGAGAGUUGGGGCAGAUCUUCUGUCUAAUGCAAUCACGGUGACCACAGGGAUGAAGUCAUUAUCACUCCAUGGGGAGAAGCCCAUGAAAGAGAGGAGAGAGAUUAUGAGGUCAUUUUUGGUGGGAGAGGUUCCCAUUAUUGUGUCCACUGGAGUUUUGGGUCGGGGAGUUGAUUUGUUGGGUGUGAGACAGGUAGUAGUGUUUGACAUGCCCAACUCAAUCAAGGAAUAUGUACAUCAAAUUGGGAGGGCAUCCAGAAUGGGAGAGGAAGGCACGGCACUUGUCUUCUUAAAUGAAGAGAACAAGAGUUUGUUUUGUGAGUUGGUUGAAGUCUUAAAAUCUUCUGGCUCAGCCAUACCUCGGGAGCUUGCUAAUUCCCGGCACAUUGUUCGUUCUAUUUCUUGCAGCAAGGGUCAGAAAAAGAGAAAGCUUGGUUUUUGAACUACUUGUCUUGUUCCAUGUUGGCGUUUGAUUGCUGUGCUUGCAGAUUUUAUGUUAAGCUGGACUCUUGAAUCAUUCUGCUUUCAGGUGCUUUCAGGGUCCAUCCGAAAGAGGAAAGUAGCUUGCAACUUGCAUAACCAUCCUAUGGUCACAUCCAUUGUUGCUCGUCAAGUAGGAAGCCUUUUCAACAGAGUGUGCAUAGAAAUUGUGUGCAGAAGGUGGUUCACUGGUUUGAACGUAUUCAGUGUAGCAGUAAUUAUAACCCCCUUGGACAAAAUCCCAUCCAAAGUUGAUAACCUUCAAAACGGGGAAUUGGUAGGGUUAAUAGACGUUUCUUGUGCAAAUCCCACAUUGGGUCAAUUAGGCAUCUCCUUCCCCUGCAACUGGGCAUCUGCAAUUAGGAGCUUUCCACUUUAAGGGACUCUGGUGGGUGGUAAAAGAUGGUGGUAAAUGAACAAAAAGCUGGAGCUUUUGCAAGGGACGGGGGACUUGUCAGCAUUAUCAGGAAAGCCAUUUUUUUUGGAAGAUCAAGACAUUGGAAGGGCAAUAAUUAAAUGAAAUUGACGGAUUAAUUCCCUUGGCUUUGCAAAGGAUAAUGGUAUUGGAGCAGUGGGAACGACUCUUACAGUCUUACCGCAUUCAUCAACAUUGGAAGAUAUGACAACAGUGCCAACACCAGCAAUGUAUCCUAUGGCCAAUGGGCAAAAAUAAAAAGAUAGGAAAAUGAUGAUUUAGUUUACAUCUCUAAACUCUCUGAGACUUCAAAGCUUGUGUUAUGCUUCUGCAUGUCAAACUAAUAUUAUGCUACUUCAAGCAUCGUUAACCUUUCACUAGAAGCUUCUGAUGGGAAGCAUUUGAAGA
Messenger RNA from Tripterygium wilfordii, 2619 nucleotides. Its product is annotated as DEAD-box ATP-dependent RNA helicase 41. Bases 157 to 1758 code for a protein of 533 amino acids. The record is from RefSeq and is a predicted model, not a curated record. The transcript has 3 exons. NCBI's taxonomy places the organism in Eukaryota, Viridiplantae, Streptophyta, Magnoliopsida, Celastrales, Celastraceae. Gene Ontology annotation, molecular function: ATP binding; RNA helicase activity; nucleic acid binding.